AUGGCGAUCACCUAUCUCAUCCUUCUGUCAAGACAAGGCAAAGUGCGCCUUGCCAAAUGGUUCACCACUCUUUCUCCUAAGGAGAAGGCCAAGAUUAUCAAAGAUGUCACUCAGCUCGUUCUGUCACGACGGACGCGCAUGUGCAACUUCCUCGAAUACAAAGACUCAAAGAUAGUGUACCGACGUUAUGCCUCCUUAUUCUUUAUCGCCGGUUGCGCCUCGACCGAUAAUGAACUGAUUACACUCGAGAUCGUGCAUCGUUACGUGGAGCAGAUGGACAAGUACUAUGGCAAUGUGUGCGAGCUAGACAUCAUCUUCAACUUUCAGAAGGCAUAUUUCAUCCUAGAUGAACUACUGUUGGCCGGGGAGAUGCAGGAGAGCAGCAAGAAGAACGUGCUAAGGUGCAUCAGCCAGCAGGACAGCCUGGAAGAUAUGGAGUUCCUACCUCUUCGCGAGUUUGAGGACGUCACGGGUGCUCUCAAUUUCGACACGGUGGACUGCCACGUCGUUGGAGGAUGCGAUCUCUACACUACAAAGGCAGCUGGGGGAGACCGGAAACUAUACAAGAACAUCGAACAGUCAUUGGAAUCCCAGUACGAGAGCUUGUUGCGCCUCUCGGCAUCACUGUCUCCGCCGAACGCGUCCGACGCGGCAAUCUCCCUCAACCUUUCGAGAUCGAGUCCCUUUGGGCCCUUGAGCGAGCACUCCAGUCGACGCACCUUUGCGUAUCUUAUCGCAACACUCAAUGCGAGUCAUCCUGACUACGAUUUCUCUCACAUCCUGCGCCCGACCGACUUCCGCCGCGAAAGGAGCCUCAAGAGGGUCAUGAAUACCAUUGAUACUACGCUUUUCAACCUCAAGCCUCGUCUUACAAGCGACCGGACUCCUCCGUCUCCCACGACCACCACAGCCCCAUAUGCUCCAGAUGCUACUCCCACAUGGGGGCCGAGGAUGUGGCGGAUAAUCGACGAGCAAAUGUCCUUGAAGGAAUGUGCCGUAUAUUCGUACUCUCCGGAAGAAGAUCCAUCAGAUGCAGAUGACGGUGCUAUUUGGAGUCUGAACUACUUCUUUUUCAACAAGAACCGAAAGCGCGUCUGUUACAUCUAUCUCCGGGGGAUCAGUAUUCUCAGCCAUUCUCCUCCAGAUGGGACUGAAACACCGGUUGGCAAAAGGACAGUUGACGAUGGUUACUUGACCCCUGACCUUGGAGCGCGGAAACGCGCUAGGUACUGGCUCGGUGAGCGUCCCGGUUUCAGGAACAAGGACCCAUACGAUCAUGAAGCAGUUACUCAAACCCCAGAUCGCCGUGAGUCCGUUGACGAAUAUGACAAUUACGUCCUGAGCGAUGAAGACUUCAGGUCAAGAUCUGGAAGUAAUGGCGCAGUACGUGCCAUGAGCGAGGAGAUAGCCGAUUCGAUGGAAGUUUAA
Paecilomyces variotii is the source of this 1428-nucleotide messenger RNA. RefSeq names its product Maf1 regulator-domain-containing protein. The record is from RefSeq and is a predicted model, not a curated record. Gene Ontology annotation, cellular component: AP-1 adaptor complex; nucleus. NCBI's taxonomy places the organism in Eukaryota, Fungi, Ascomycota, Eurotiomycetes, Eurotiales, Thermoascaceae. Gene Ontology annotation, molecular function: RNA polymerase III core binding; clathrin-cargo adaptor activity. The transcript has 5 exons. Bases 1 to 1428 code for a protein of 475 amino acids. Gene Ontology annotation, biological process: vesicle-mediated transport; negative regulation of transcription by RNA polymerase III.